Messenger RNA from Racocetra persica, 903 nucleotides. NCBI's taxonomy places the organism in Eukaryota, Fungi, Glomeromycota, Glomeromycetes, Diversisporales, Gigasporaceae. The record is from the annotation of a GenBank genome assembly.
GAAGUAUUUUAUAUGAAUAAUAGCGCAUUUUGUUCUGAUCCUAAAACUUGGGAAAAAAAUCCUAGAAUAUUGACCAGUAUUAAAGGUGAAUGGGAGGCAUCAAGUGAAUCAAUCGAAAAACUCCUGGACACCAUCAAAACAAUGCUUUCCAUAAAAACUGAUGCUUUCGAUGAGAUGCGAAUUAAGAAAAAUAAUAUAAAAAUUGAAAUCGAAAAACUUUCUCAAAACAUUGAUAAUAUACGACAAAUUCAAGAUAAAUUGGAUGAUUAUUAUAAAAUUAUAAAGGAUGCAUCCGAUAAAAGAGAAUUCUUUCUUUAUUAUAUAGAGAAAGAAGCUAUUUAUGUGAAAAAAUUUGUUAAGGUUGACUAUAAAAACACUUACUGUUUUGAUCAUAUGCAUGAAGGAAUAAUUUGUCAUCCAAAAUGUGGAUUGGAAUAUAAUAAUCAAGAUCAAGAUACAAAUGAUCUUCGGAAAUGCAUCUGUUUAGCGGAUGGUGAACAUUGUAAGGAAUGCGGUUGUGGACCUGAAAGACAUUUUCAGUCAGAUGAAGAGCUGAAAUGUGAACUAGCAAGUAAUAUUGCUGAAGAGCUAAUAAGUAAAGAUCGUUACGAACAAGCCACUAAAGAUUAUCGUGAUGGCAGAUCCAAUGCUGAUGUUUGCGAAAAUGAAUUGAAUGAACUAGAUUCUAAAGUAGAAAACCUUUACGAACGUAUAUGUCAGUGUUGCCAAGAACUUAGAAAUAUUUGUAGUCGCUUUAACUUUGCCAAUGAACUUCAAGCAAACAUAGACAAUUUGAAGAAAUGUGCCACAACAAUAAAAAAUCCAAAAAGAAAAGAAAAAACUAUGGACUUUAUUGCAAAACUCGAGCAAUUUAUUCGUGAUCAAUCAACUAAAAUACUGUAA